AUGCGUCGAUCUGUACUCCGCGUCGCCUCGCGCCAACUUCAAUCAGCAAACCGCCAAUAUAAUGCUUCAGUACGUGGGUUUGCAACCGCGUUCAAUUGGGAGGAUCCCCUUGCUGCGUCGGAGCUGUAUACGGAGGAGGAGUUGGCAAUCCAGGACACAGCAAGGCAGUACUGCCAGGAACGCUUGCUACCCCGGGUACUCGAUGCCUACCGUCAUGAGAACUAUGAUCGCAAGAUUCUGGAAGAAAUGGGAGAACUGGGUCUUCUCGGUUCUAACAUCGAGGGCUAUGGAUGCGCAGGGGCGAGUACUGUCGCUUCAGGCUUAAUCACCAAGGAAGUCGAACGAGUAGACUCGGGAUAUCGAUCUGGCAUGUCUGUGCAGAGCUCACUUGCGAUGACGGCAAUUAAUGAAUUCGGGACGCAAGAGCUCAAGGACAGGUUUCUACCAGGACUAGCUAAGGGCAAAAUUGCGGGUUGCUUCGGCCUUACAGAACCCAACCACGGCUCAGAUCCUGGCUCCAUGGAGACAGUGGCGCGAGAACACCCUACCAAGAAGGGUUACUAUUUGUUGUCCGGCGCAAAGACCUGGAUUACCAACUCCCCUAUUUCCGACAUCAUGAUCGUGUGGGCCAAGUUGGAGAGUACGGGCAAAAUACGCGGUUUCGUGGUGGAACGUGACCAAUGCCCCCCGGGCACCUUGGAGACCCCCGCCAUCAAGAACAAGACCGCCCUGCGGGCGUCCAUCACCGGCAUGAUCCAGAUGGAUGACUGCCCUGUUCCGGCGGAGAAUAUGUUCCCCAAGGUUGAGGGACUCGCUGGGCCCUUCACUUGCCUCAACAGUGCACGAUUGGGCAUCGCAUUUGGCACCAUGGGAGCUCUUGAAGACUGUAUAAGCCGCGCACGCACUUACGCGCUGGAGCGGAAACAAUUCAAGGGAAACCCGCUCGCGAAGUACCAGCUGAUCCAGAAGAAGCUAGCUGACGCUAUCACCGAUGCCGCGUACGGAACCCUGGCUGCGACGCAAGUCGCUCGACUGAAGGACGCAGGGAAGUCCACGCCGGAGAUGAUCUCCAUGAUCAAGAGACAGAACUGUGACCGUGCGCUAGAGAACUCCCGCAUCCUGCAGGAAGUGUUUGGUGGCAACGCGGCUAGCGACGAAUACCACAUUGCACGACAUGUUGCUAACUUGUUUGUGGUGCAGACGUACGAGGGCCAGAGUGAUAUCCACGCAUUGAUACUGGGGCGUGCUAUUACUGGAGUGCAGGCGUUUGUGUAG
Aspergillus tanneri is the source of this 1275-nucleotide messenger RNA. RefSeq names its product acyl-CoA dehydrogenase. Lineage: Eukaryota; Fungi; Ascomycota; Eurotiomycetes; Eurotiales; Aspergillaceae. Gene Ontology annotation, molecular function: fatty-acyl-CoA binding; glutaryl-CoA dehydrogenase activity; flavin adenine dinucleotide binding. The record is from RefSeq and is a predicted model, not a curated record. Gene Ontology annotation, biological process: fatty acid beta-oxidation using acyl-CoA dehydrogenase; fatty-acyl-CoA biosynthetic process. The transcript is spliced from 4 exons. Gene Ontology annotation, cellular component: mitochondrial inner membrane. Bases 1 to 1275 code for a protein of 424 amino acids.